AUCACACCUGAGUUGAUGCUAAUGAGGUGACUUAGGGUGAGGUCUCUAAAUAGCCUUUAAAACCUGCAGUUUGGGAGGCCAAGGUAGAGGGAUCUCUUGAGUCCAGGAGUUUGAGAUUAGCCUGGACAACAUAAUGAAACCUCAUAUCUACCAAAAAAAAAAAAAAAGUACAGAAAAUUAGCUGGGCAUGGAAGAAUGUGCCUCCCUGUUUGGGAGGCUGAGGUGGGAGGAUUACUUGAGCCCAGGAAGUCAAGGCUGCUGGGAGGGGUAGGAUCACGCCACUGCGCUUAAGCCUGGGCAACAGUGAGACCCUGUCUGAAAAAAACAAAACAAAAACACAAGUGACUAGAAAAGUUGGAAUUUCAUCUCCACGCACCAGCCUCUGGGAGAGAGGGUGGUACUGACGAUUAAGGUCUGUUAAACUCUAUAAAAACUGUUGAACAAGAUUUGAUGAGCCUCUGGUUUGUUGAACAUAUAUAGAUGCUGGGAGUGUGGCAUGCCCAGAGAGGACAUGGAAGCUCUCCUCACUUUAAUACUUUUUUAAUACUUUGCCUUAUGCAUCUCUUCCAUCUGGCUGUGCCUGAGAUGUAUCCUAUAUUAUAAGCCAGUAAACACAAGUAUUUCUAUGAGUGCUGUGAGCCAUUCUAGCAAUUAUUGAACCUGAAUAGAAGGUCAUGAAAACCCCAAUUUACAUAGCUGGUCAAUCAGAAGUACCAGAGAUCCAGACUUGAAAUUUCCAUCUGAAGUAGAGACAGCUUAUGGCACUGAGCCCUUAACUUGAGGAUCUAACACUAACCAGGUAGAUAGAGGCAGGACUAAAUUGUAGGAUACCCAGCUGGUAUUCAGAGAGCUGGAGAAUUUCUUGGUGUGGAAAAAAUCCACACAUCUGGUGUCAGAAGUGUUGUGUGAGAGUGAAGAGAAAGUUUGUUUUCUGAGACUCAGUCUUUGAUAGCUCCAUCCAGAAAUGAUUCAGUUCCCUCUCUUCGGGGAUCAUGGUUUAGAUUAGGGUCCUGUUUGACAGAUGACAGAACUACAGGUUUAGAGAAGCUAAACAAUUUGCUUACGGUUCAUCCUCCUGAACAGUACUUGUUACUUCUAUUACAUUUAGGCAGUUCAUUUUCCCACCCCAAGAACUUUUGAAGACUACAGUUGACCCCUGAACAACACAUUUGAACUGUGCAGUUCUGCUUACAUGUGGAUUUUCUUCUGCCUCUGCUGCCCCUGAGACAGCAAAUCCAGCCCCUCCUCCUCCUCAGCCUACUCAACCUGAAAACAAGGAUGAAUACAACUUCUACUUACUGUGUUUUGCCUCUCAUCCACAGUCACUUUCUCCACCUUUUUGUCUAUUCACUCCAACCUGAUAUCCACCCACAUUGCUUAACUGUAAACUGCCAUACCAAUGUCACUGUGAAAUUUGUCCCCAAUUAGGGUCGACACUGUUUCUGGAUCUGGCCACCCUUUGAUUCUUUAAUCAUAGUAGCAAAGAAAUUUUAGGAUCCUGACAAACAGGUCAGUAAACUGGCAAAGGCUUUCACAGGCCCCAAAUUUAUUUCCUGGAACAUUCAAUGUUCGGCCUAGAUUUAGAUACUACCUACAUAGCUUUCAUCCCUCCAUCUCAAAUAGACAACUUCGAGUGUCUGUGUGAUCCUGAGCACUAAAUUGACAUUGCUUAUAUCGGGACUAGAUGAACUUCAGAAGUUUGCCCCAUGGCCUAGAUAGAUUAUUAUAACUAUACAGUUCAAUACUGAAAAGAGCUAGUGACUUAUAUAAUACUGUAUUUCAGGUGCUACUCUACAAGAUUUAAAUGUAUUCAUCAGUUGAACUUUUAUAAGGAAUUUCCAGGUCGUCUGUUCCACCAGGAUACUGUGAGAGAGAGAGAGGAUAGACAUGCAUUUAUGUGAACCCCAAGAGGGCCUGGGUAUUUACAGCCUUCUGCUAUUCAAUUCCAUUAGCUCUGGGAUGAAGUUCUGUGUUGAUCCUUUAAAAAAGGAGGCAACUUUUUUCCAAGAUUUGAGACAUAUGGAACAACAAUUUGGCUAUCUGGAAAAAAAAAACAAAACACAAAUCCUUGAAGUAGGAGAUUCAUAUUUCAUGAGGCAAACAUGCAAAUCUUUGUUUUAAAAAGUCCUGGAAUAGUCCUCAUAAGUUUAUUAAUAUUUAUUUCCAUAGUAGCUAAAAUAAUGACAUGGUUCCUGGAGGAGAACUUAUGCCCCAGUCACCAAGAACUGCUGGUGCUACAUUCCAUGCUGCUACAUUCAGUGUCAGAGUUUUUGUUCUCACCUCCCCUGACCCAGCAGCAGCAUCCAACAAAGUUGGCUUUUCCUUUUUUUUUCCCCCUUUGGCUUCUGUGACCAAUUUUGGUUUCCGUCCUGCCUUCUUGGCUGUUCUUUCAUUGUCUUCUUUGCUGACUCCACUCUCUACCUGACCUUUAAAUGUUAAAUUCUCAGGUCUAAUCCUUGGUUCUCAACUCCUCAUUCUGUACGCUCUCCCUUGGUGAUUUCAACCUCACUCCUGUCUUCAAUUACCACAAACUUGCCAAAAUUUAUACAUCUAACCCCUACUGCCAUUCUUAGCCCAGAACUGUUUAUCUAAGGCAUAUCUCACAUCUCUAUUUAUUUCUCUCACAGCUACUUCAGGGCCAAUUAUGUCCACAACGGAACUCUUAAUCUUGCCCUGAUAUCCUGUUGCUCCUGACAGAAAUUUGGUUCUUACUUGGACACCACCUUCUCUUUCAACAUAUCCCCAUUCAAUCUGUCACCAACAAUCUUCCUCAUUAUUUUUCAAAUCUGUCCACAGUCCCCGAGCCCCCACCUCCACUGCCACUACUGUAGCCUAAUCCUUUGGGAUGAAAUUCAAAAUCAUUACUCAGCAGCCUGCAGGAUCUGUCCAUCGCACACCUCUGCAGCCUCGGUUUGUGCCCACAUCUCUCUUGUUCUCUGCCAGGGUUUUGCUCUGUUUCUCAAACAUUUCAACUUUCUUCUCACUUCAAUUCUUUGUCUCCUCCUGUUGCCUGUUCCUGAAAAGCUACUUCUCCAGUUCUUUGCUUGGAUAGCUCUUUUUCAUUUUCCAGGCUUGCGGCGGUGGCGGCGGGUGGGGGCGGGGGAGGGAAGAGGGUGGGGGAUGGGGAGUGGGGAGAUUGGUGGGGGGUGCUAAGGGCACUUUCUCAGGCAGCCUUUCCUAGUCCUGGGCUAGGUUAGCUUUCAUUCGAGUGCUGUCAUUCCAUCUCCUUUUGGCACACUGUUAAAUAUAGCUGUGAGAUGAUCUUUUUAACUGUAAGCUCCUUGGAGUUUUGUGUCUGCCCUGUUUUCUAGGGUUUCUAGCUUGUAGCUCAGUGCCUGGCUCAUAAUAGGUGUUCCAUAAAUGCUUGUUGAAUGAAAGAAUGAUGAUGGAGGUGGCAUUCCAACUCGGGACUGCCUCAGAGCCCGGCGCUUUCUCCUCUGCCACUCUGUUACCGUGUUUUAGAGGCAGGUAGUGAGUGCGGCACAUGCCCAGGGCAAGCAGCUGGAUUGAGCUUUAAACUGGCUUGGGAAGAUGAGCACGCGGUGGUCUGAGCCGCUGAGGGGCCGGACGCCGCCUGGGGGCGCUGCAGCCCCCGCGGGACGCCAGGCCUAGUCGCCCACAGGCUCCGCCCCAGGAGAGGCCCCGCCAGCCCAGGGCCCGGAGGACCAAUCGCCUCGACCCGCGCGGGGCGGCGGUUGUGUUGGCUGGUGAGGCCAGGAGGGCCGAGUCGCCGCGGUGGGGCGAACCUCCCGGAAAGUUCCUCUCAGUUUUUUCCGGUGCGCCUCGGCUCGCCCAUGCGGGGGCCUUGAGGGCGGAUUCAAGGCCCUGCGAGAAGCCAUUUAAGGCGGCGGCGGCUGUUCUCAGUCCCACAGGAACGGCGGGGACGCAGCGUUCCUCUCCCGGACAGGAAAACAGUCAUUCUAGAGCAGGUCCCUCUCCUUGUUCUUUCCCCUUUCCCGUGCCCAUGGCAGACCCGAGCUGCUUGUGGACGUGGGUUCUGUUUCUGAAAGGCGUGAAACCUCAGACAUGUCUGCAACCUCCUGGUCUCCGUUUCUGCCUGUAGAAAGAGGGCAUAACAAGGUCUAAUUCACUCACCUGAGGUCUCAAGUGUGGCGCCCAAACCAGCAAUAUCAGCAUUUGCUGUAACUUUUCCAAAAUGCAUAUUCUCUGGCCAACUCCAGCUGACUGAGUCAGAAACUCAGUGGUGGGAUUCAGCCAUUUGUAUUUGAACAAGCCCCAGGUGAUUUUGAUACAAGCUAAAUUUUGAGACCCACUAUAUAACAGAGACCUGUAAGAUAAAAUAAAUAAAACUAUUAUAUAGUAAAGAGUCUGGAAUAUAGUAGAUGCUCAAUAAAUAGUAGUCAUGGUUAUUAUUAUUUAUUCCAGGAAUAGAGACACAUUCAGUGACACAGAAAUCGAAGGUUAAGCAAAUUGCACAGAUGCUUCUUUUCUUUUCCUUCUUUCCUCCCUCCUUUCCUCCCUCUUUUCUUUGUUUCUCUCUCUCUCUCACCUCUCCCUACCUCCUUCCCUUCCUCCCUCCCUCCCUUCCUUUCCUUUCUUUCUUUUCCUUUUCUUUCCGGAGUUUCGCUCUUUUUGCCCAGGCUGGAGUGCAAUGGCGUGAUCUCGGCUCACCACAACCUCCUCCUCCCGACCUCAGGUGAUCUGCCCGCCUCAGCCUCCCAAAGUGCUGGGAUUACAGGCAUGAGCCACCAUGCCUGGCCCUUUCCUUUUAAGCAGGUCAUUAUAGUCUUGCUUUUAAAAAAGAAAAGAAACAUCCAUAUGGCUUGGAUAUUUACCCACUCCAAAUCUCAUGUUAAAAUAUAUUCACCAAUGUCGGAGGUAAGGCUUGGUGGGAGCUGUUUGGACCAUGCGGGCAGAUCCCUCAUGAAUGGCUUGAUGCUUUACAGGCAGAGUGAACUCUGCCUCUGAGCUCAUGAAAGAUCUGGUUAAGAGUCCCGUCUCUUCUAAAAAUACAAAAAAUUAGCUGGGCCUGGUGGCGCGUGCCUGUAAUCCCAGCUGCUCAGGAGGCUGGGGCAGGAGAAUUGCCUGAACCCAGGAGGCAGAGGUUGCGGUGAGCUGAGAUUACGCCAUUGCACUCCAGCCUGGGCAAGAAGAGCGCCAAAAAAAAAAAAAAAAAAAAAAAAAGAGUGGACAUUUCCUCUUUCUCUCGAUUGCUCCCUCUGUUACCAUGUGACACGCUGGCUCCCCUUCGCCUUCCACCAUAAUUGUAAGCUUGGUCUCACCAGAAGCUGAGCAGAUGAUAAUGCCAUGUGUGUAUAGCCUGCAGAACCAUGAGCCAAAUUUCUUUAUAAAUUAUUCAAUCUCAAGUAUUCCUUUAUAGCAACCAAACAGACGAACACAAACAUAUACAAAAGAAAGCCUCUCCAACAACAAAAUAGGUAUGUAACAGUAGCUUCUCACACGUAAACUUAAUAUUUCUUUUUGACAUACAUCUUCUUUUGACUUCUUUGAAAAGCAGAACAUGGUUAAUGUUAAAGGUUUUAUAAUUCUAAUUAUUUAAUUCAAAUUUCAUCUUUCAUGUACUGCAGUUAUUUUUAAUUUGAACAAUGUAAUGGUUGACCAUGAAAAAAUUAACCUUAUGUAGGUGAAAGGUACAGAUUUAUUUCUAGAGAAAUCCAGCUUCAUUCCUAUGUCAGAUUUCUUUGAUGGUCUUUUCCUCUUUAUUCAUUGCAGAAACUUCAAAAAGGACACACUGGUUUUAAUUAGUAAUGUUAAGAUUGCCCAAAAAGUUCAAGAUGAAGAAACCUUCCUGGAAAAUUUAGCAAUACAAAGAAAUGCAUUUGCUUUUUUUGAAAAAUAUGAUCGGAGUGAAAUACAAGAGUUAGUAACUACUGCACUGGUUAGCUGGUUGUCUACCAAAGAGGAUGGUCGCUCUCAAGUAGACAUGCCAUGUGGAAUUAUGAGUCAAAUGAAUAACAUAGGCUUCUCCACUGCAAUCCUGACUCCUGUGGACCCUACUGCCCUCUUAGACUAUAGAGAAGUCCAUCAGAUAAUAAGAGAGUUGGCUAUUGGAAUUUAUUGCUUAAAUCAAAUCCCUUCCAUCAGUUUAGAAGCUAACUAUGAUCAGAGUUCUUCUUGUGGGUUACCUCCAGCUUAUUAUGAUACCGGAAUUGGGCAAAUUCUGAUCAAUGUUGACUAUAUGCUGAAAGCACUAUGGCAUGGAAUAUCCAUGCCCAAAGGAAAACGAGCUAGAUUCUCUGAAUUGUGGCGUACCAUCCUGGACAUUGAUCCUGAUGGAAAACCUCAAACAAAUAAGGACAUUUUUACAGAGUUUAGUUCAGCAGGUUUGACUGAUAUUACAAAGGAUCCAGACUUUAAUGGAAUCUAUGAUGAAGACACGAAUGAAGAUCCAACAUAUGAUCCCAGUAGCCCUGAAGAAACAGCUGUAUUUAUGAAAUAUGCUGAAAAUAUUAUGCUAAAGUUAACAUUCAGUACUACACAAGUUCAACAGUAUGAACAUGUCUUUAUAUUUAAAACAGACUAUUGGCUUACUAAUGCUAUAAGAUAUAAUCAAGAUUAUCUUGAUAUUUGUACCUACCAGAGACUACAGCAAAGAUUAUAUCUUCAAAAAAAGAUUAUUCAAAAACACUUUGAGAAGAAAGAAGAUAUCAGAAGAGGGAUAGGAUACCUAAAGUUAAUAUGUUUUCUGAUUCCAUUUCUGAGUUUAAAGAAGAAAAUGAAAGUUCCAUAUUUAAAUAGUCUGCUUCAGCAUUUUUCAGAUGACAAGGUCAAGACAGAGCGAGAAUUGCCUCCAUUUAUUUAUGGAAGAGAUUUUAAAUUCCAGAAUUUUCACUACAAAGAGAAUCAAUAUUUUCAUGUUCACAGAGGAAUUGAAUUUGAUAGCAGCACCCCUUCAAUUGAAAAUGCUUUGGAAUAUUUUCAGAAAAAUUUAGAAAAGAUACGAGAUUGUGCUGCUAAUACAUUUAUAGAAGAUUCAGGAUCCAAAGAAUAUUACUCAAUACCAGUCAUGGAAUUUUAUGGAAAAAGGUACUAUGUGAUCUAUUUUGAACUUGAAACUUUCUAUCAGCAAAUAUAUAAGACACAGUGGUGGCAAGCCAUAAAUGAAAUAGUGAACAAUCUGAAACUGAAAAGACCACUAACAGAUGCUCAAUUACAUGAACAAUUUAAGAAAAAAUUUGGUUUCAAAAAAGCUAUGAAAUGCAAGAGUAUUCCAUUUGGUAUGAAGUCUGCUGUUGAAAGAUGAUUGUCUGCAGUUUUCCAUACAUUUAGCUGUAAAACCUCAAGCUCGACAAUCAAUGUUGCAGAUGAAGCAGGUUAUACUAUUUUUCAUAAUGCUGCCCUGCACAACAGAGUUUCUAUUAUAUGUCAACUGUGCAAUGCUAAUUUUAGGGUCAAACAGAGGCACUUUGUUACAUUCAGCCAAGGUCCAACACCUCUACACCUUGCCGCACAGGCUUGCUCAUUAGAAACAUCAGUCUGUCUACUCUGUUUCAAAGCUGAUUACACGCUUUCUGAAAAAAGAGGCUGGAUGCCGAUUCACUUUGCGGCUUUCUAUGACAACAUUUGCGUCAUUAUUGCUCUCUGUAGGAAGGAUCCUGGUUUGCUAGAAGCUGAGGCAACAGCUGAGAAUCAGUGCACUCCGCUGUUACUUGCUGCCACUUCAGGAGCACUGGAUAGUAUUCAGUGCCUGUUUUCUGUCAGUGCUAACUGGAGAAAAACAGAUAUUAAAGGAAAUAAUAUAAUCCAUUUAUCAGUGUUAACUUUUCACACAGAGGUUCUCAAAUAUAUAAUAAAGUUAAAUAUUCCUGAACUCCCAGGGUGGAAAACUUUGGUAGAAAUGUUACAGUGUGAAAGCUAUAAACGAAGGAUGAUGGCUGUCAUGUCCUUGGAAGUAAUUUGCUUAGCAAAUGAUCAAUACUGGAGAUGUAUUUUGGAUGCAGGCACCAUUCCUGCCUUAAUCAAUCUAUUAAAAAGUUCCAAAAUAAAACUGCAGUGCAAAACUGUCGGGUUAUUAAGAAAUAUCUCAACCCACAAAAGUGUAGUGCAUGCUUUGGUGGAAGCAGGAGGCAUUCCAUCUCUAAUCAACCUACUGGUUUGUGAUGAGCCUGAACUAAACUCUCACUGUGCUGUCAUUCUAUAUGAUAUUGCUCAAUGUAAAAACAAGAAUGUUAUUGCCAAAUAUAAUGGAAUCCCAAGUCUGAUAAAUCUCUUGAACUUAAUCAUAGAAAGUGUGCUAGUAAAUGUAAUGAACUGUAUACAGGUAUUAUGCAUAGGAAAUGAAAACAAUCAAAGAGCUGUGAGAGAACAUAAAGGCCUCCCAUAUCUUACCAGAUUUCUGAGUUCUGAUUCAGGUGAGCUCUAUCUCUGUAUUAUUUUAUAUUUGCCAGGGGUGGAGGAAUUUCUACUUUUUGUACUGAUGCAGGCAUCUAAAGGAUAUCAGUAUAUUAUAGAUGAAAAUGCCUUUCCAAUACUUAUCCAACUGCUAAGAAAUCACCCUUCUCCUAACAUUAAGGUUGAAGUGGCAUUUUCCUUGGCAUGCAUUGUCCUAGGGAAUGAUGUGUUACAGAAAGACUUACAUGAAAAUGAAGGAUUUGAGUAUGCUGAUGUUUUUCAUCUUCUUCACUCAACAGAAAAGGUAAUGCCUUUACAAAAUAUUGAGGGUCAUUUAGAAAAAAAUGGUUUUUAUACCACCUCCUCAAAUUAUCUUCAAGUCUUCUUCAUGGCAAUAUUCAGUGUAUUAUUUAAGAAAAAACAUGUAAAAGAUCUCUUUGUUCGUGCAGCUUGUUCCACUGCUCUUGGCUACUUAACAUACAAUGCAAAUGCUUUCCGCAUCCUAUUAAAGGAAUGCAGGAAUAAACCUAAUCAGUUCAUUUGUAUAAAAAAUAAUAUCAGCAGAGAUGCGAGUAUUAACCCAGCAUUUUUAAAGGAAUUUCAAAUGCAACAAAUGAUGGGACUUCCUCCCAUAAGUCUGGAGAAGAAUGGAGGACCAUCCAUAAUUCCUGUCUUUAAAAAAGGGAAAGAGCACCGAAGAAAAUUAGAACCUAAAAUUCAACCAAAAGAUUCUUUGACUUUAUUACCUACUGUAACUAACUUCGUGGGAUGCUUCAAAGCAACAAAAAAGACCAAGGAUUCCCAUAUUAUUUUUUCUUUUUCACCUACACUUACAUCAGAUAUCACAAAUGUAUCAAGACCAAGAAUAGUGUGUUUGAGCCAACUUGGGAAACACGUCCAGAAAGCCAACCCAGAGCCUGAAGAAAGCUAAUAAUAGCACUUAGUAUGAAAGGAUUCCUGAGCCAUCUUUAAAAAAUUUUUUUAUUUUUAAUUAUGGUAAUAUGCAAAUAACACAACUGAAUAAUCUUUUUGAAUAGAAGUUCUUGAUCUCGAUACUAAGCAGAUUUUCCUUAGCAUGUCUAUGGAAUUUAGUAACAGGUCAGAGUUACGGUUUCAAAAAAUAAGUAGGAUUUCUGUAAAGAUAAGUAGGAUCUCUGCUUCCUGGGUUCAGGCAAUUCUCCUGCCCCAGCCUCUUGAGUAGCUGGGAUUGCAGGUGCCUACCACCACCCCCGGCUCAUUUUUGUAUUUGUAGUAGAGAUGAGGUUUCACCAUGUUGGCCAGGCUGGUCUUGAACUCCUGACCUGAGGUGAUCCACCUGCCUUGGCCUGUCAAAGUGCUGGGAUUACAGGUGUGAGCCACUGGGCUCUGCUUCGCUGUGUACUUUAAAGCUCCCCUUUUCUCCAUCCACUUGCUCAAUUGCCUCCAUACAGUCUGAGGGUCUUGCUAUAAUCCAUUCUCUACCUGGGCUGCAGUUAGAUUGUAAGCAUAUAUUAAUCAGCAGUUAUUUUCCCCAAUAUGUACUUAGGGCUUUCUAUGUGGCACAGUCCAGAGCCAGUGAGUGAAUGAAUGAUUAUUUAUUUAUUUUUUGGAGAAAGGGUCUUGCUCUGUUACCCAGGCUGGAGGGCAAUAGUGCAAUCACAGCUAACUGCAGCCUUAAACUCCUGGGUUCAAAGCAAUCAUCUCACCUCAGCCUCCUGAGUGGCUAGGGCUACAGGUCCUCAGUCUCUGUUAUGCUGAGUGUGGUGGUACAGGCCAGGAGCCCUAGCUACUCAGGAGGCUGAGGUGAGAUGCCCAGACUGGUCUCAAAUUCCUGGGUCUCAAGCGAUUCUCCUUCAUUGGCCUCCCAAAGCUAGGAUGACGAGUAUGAGCUACCAUGCCUGGCCCAAAGCUUGUGUUCUUAACCACUGAAAAGUAAGAGACCUCUUUAAUUUCAUAUUUAAUUCUAAAUUAUCUUAAUGGUGCUGAGUCACAACUUUCUGGUAGAUCAACUAAAUUAAUAGAAAAUGUGGAGGGAAAUUGUAUAUUUCGUACUAGAAAUCAAUACAUAUUCGAAUGAUAAACUGUGUUAUCCAGCACCAUUAAGGAUAAGAAUUCAUAAGAAUGGACAUAUUAAGCUUCUAUAGAUAUUUUUUAAAGCCUUUAGAGAGCAACUUUUGAGCUCUGAAACUGGUUUCAGGUAUGCUGAAGACUGUAUUUUAGAACUAUUUUCAGGUUAUCAGAGUUUCUUUGCAUUCAAUUCCAGGAAUUUCCUCAGUAUCUUGGCCUAGCCAGACCAUCUUACCACUCCUAAAAUAUAUACUAUUUCUUUCUCCUAAAGUACAAUGCCCCCCCAUAAAGAUUAUUUUUAUUACUCUACAUUUUUUACUUUUUUAAAAUGAUGUGUGAGAAGCUGGCCCUUGGAGGCUGAAGUUGGAGGAUUACGUGAGGCCUAGAGUUUUAGUCCAGUCUGGGCAACAUAGCAAGAUGCUGUCUAUAAAAAUAAAAAUUAAAAAUUAUGUCUGAGAAAGGCCUCCAAAAAUAGAGUGUUAUAUUCAAAGAACAGUACAUUUAGUUACUUUAAUCAAGACAGAAAAACAGUGAUAAGCUUAUGAUAUUUGCAGUACAAAGUCUGGAUUCAAAAAAAAUUAACCAAAAAAACUCCCAGAUUUAUUUCCAUCUGAUUAUAUACAAUUUCUCAAAUAACUGAUGUGAAAGUAUAUGGACAACUAAAGUGUACAAUACAUACACUUCAGGGAUUACUUACAUGUUAAAAUUGUAAAACCUCAAAUUAGAUGUAUUUUAAAAAAUGCAUAGACAUCCUAUUUACUCCACAGAGCAUACCUAAUAACAAAUUCUUUUUUGUUGUUUUUGUCUUUUUGAGAUGGAGUCUUGCUCUGCCACUCAGGCUGGAGUGCAGUGGCACUAUUUUGACUCACUGCAACCUCUACCUCCUGGGUUAAAGCAGUUCUUCUGCCUUAGCCUCCCAAGUAGCUGGAUUUACAGGUGAACGCCAGCCACCAUCCCUGGCUAAUUUUUUGUAUUUUUAAGAGAUGGGGUUUCACCAUUUGCCAGGCUGGUCUCCAACUACUGACCUCAUGAUCUGUUCACCUCAGCAUCCCAAAGUUCUGGGAUUAUAGGCAGGAGCCACUGCGUCCAGCCCGUAAUGAACUCUUAAAAUUAAUAACAUAUUAUGUUAGAGAAAGUCAGCUUUUGUCUUGAUUUGGAAAUGUCUGCUUUUAUAUGACUUUGAUCUAAAAUUGCUCUCUCACACACACCUGUAAUCCCAGCACUUUGGGAGGCUGAGGCAGGCACACUGCCUCAGCUCAGGAGUUCAAGACCAUCCUAGGCAACAUGGUGAAAUCUUGUCUCUACUGAAAAUACAAAAAAUUAGCUGGGCAUAGUGGUGGUCACCUGUAGUCCCAGCUACUCGGGAGGCUGAGGCAGGAGAAUUGCUUGAACCCAGAAGGCAGAGGUUGCAGUAAGCCAAGAUCACACUACUGAACUCCAGCCUGGGUGACAGAGGGAGACACUGUCUCCAAAAAAAAAAAAAAAAAAAAAAAGGGAAAGAAAAGAAAAACAAAUAAAAUUACUCUCUCAUUAUAAAGUCAGGUUCAUGUUUCAAUAGAAGUCAAAAAAUAGAAAAAUAGCUUCUCCUAUUCUGAUUUGAGGAAGUGGGGAUAAGUCCUAGGCCCAUAUGAUACAAAGCCAGGAUUCAGCAAAAUUACUGUACUUCUUUCAAAGUUUUUCUUUCUACCUGCCAACAUCAAUACAUUCCUUUCUCAAAAGAUGUUUUAUUUUGGUUUUUUAAUGAUUAAAAAAAAAAAAACUAUGUUUUCUUGUAAGACUUUAACAUUACAGUAUCUCAGAAGAGCAGGUAAAACAUCAAACAUAAGAAAAAGAAAUAACAAAAGAAAGUCUUGAUAAAUAAUUAAUAUUAUAUUUCUUCUACAAUUUGAUAUAUAAAACAAUAAAGACUUAAUUUUAACAUUAAUACUACCUGUAGGGAUUUUUUUGAACAGCAAAAAUCAUAGGUUCAUUUUUAAUCGUGGUACUUUUAUGGCAGCUUCUUCAACUUCUUUUGAUAUGUCUACUCCAAGAGGACAUCUACAUCAGAAUCAGACAAAUCACAUUAUUUGUUUGCUUCAUGAUCCAUCACUAGUUCUACAGACUAUUUGCUUAGAAUUCUGAAGGUACAAGUAUCUAAUGUAUUAUUCAUCAUAUGUGGUGAUGAUUCUUAAACGCAUAGAAAUAUAGUGAGACCUCAAGUCAGGAUCAUGAAAGCUAGCCUCAUUAAUAAGAAAUCUAAAUUUUGAGACUUUUUUUGAGAACAUCUGUUUUCUUGUUCUCAAAUACUGUACAUAAGUAAGUUAAAACAUAAAAUAAAAUAUAAAAAUAAGAAAAAUAUCUUAUAAAUCUCUACAGAGCUAAAAAGGUAAAACAUUUUUGCCACACAGCUAAAGUCAAACCUGCAUUCAUUCACAUUUUACAAAUGUCCCAGGUUUCUAUAGGUUCUUCUCUAUAGCACAACUGUCUAGUUAUGAAAUAUAAUGUUGACAAGUUUUUUUGUUUUUGUUUUUUUGUGAGAUGGAGUCUCGCUCUGUCACCCAGGCUGGAGUGCAAGGCAUGAUCUCAGCUUACAACCUCAACCUCGCGGAUUCAAGCAAUUCUCCUGCCUCAGCCUCCUGAGUAGCUGAGAUUAAGGCACCCGCCAUGACACCCAGCUAAUUUUUUGUAUUUUCAGUAGAGACAGCGUUUUACCAUGUUGGUCAGGCUGGUCUUGAACCCCUGACCUUAGGUGAUCUGCCCACCUCAGCCUCCCAAAGUGCUGGUAUUACAGGCAUGAGCCACUGUGUCUGACCAAUGCUGACAAGUUUUAAAACAUCAGAUGAAAAGAUGUUUAAAAUAUAAUUAUGUUAGAUUAUGAAAAUAAUUGUCUUUUCCUAUUCCAGAAUUAACUUAUAACAGAAUUAUAUAGUAAAUUGAAAAACCAGCUAGGCAUGGUGGCUCACACCUGUCAUCCCAGCACUUUGGGAGGCCAAGGUGGGUAGGUCACUUGAGGUCUGGAUUUCGAGACCAGCCUGACCAAUGUGGCAAAACCCAAAAACUAAAAAUACAAAAAAUUAGCUGGAUGUGGCAGUGCGCACUUGUAAUCUCAGCUACUCAGGAGGCUGAGACAUGACAAUCACUUGAACUCGGGAAGCAGAGUUUGCAGUGAGCUGAGAAUGGGCCACUGCACUCUAGCCUGGGUGACACAGUAAGAUUCUGUCUCAAAAAGAAAAAGUAAAAGAAAAAACUGUGCUAUUUGUUGGAACUUUGAUUUGGGAGAGGAAAUAAGGCUUGCAGGAAAUAGCAAUCUUUUGGCCAAUUCUCAGCUGCCUGUGUAAGAGCAUAAUCACAACCCAUUUUCACAUCUGAAUGCUUUCUGCAGGUUUCCCUUAAAUUUCCCAGCACGUUAGCUGGUUUUGAGAUGUUAUUGACAUCGCAAAAGUCCAGGCCAUGAACAUGGUUUCCACUCUAGUUCCAAAGGAAGGAAUUCAUCAUCCUUACUCAUGGUUUGUUUCUAACUCACCUAAACUUGUCAAGAUUUUUAUAAUUUGAUGCUGCAGCAAAAAUACUUCUUAUACAGUAUCAACCUUAACUAGGUUUAUGAAAGACAUUUAUGUCACUUUCCUUCAAGUACCACCAGAAUGUCAAUGAAAACCUCAUAUAUAAAAACAAAAUUCAGGCACUGACCUAAGUAAUGUAACCUGCAUAAAGAGCAUGAAUGGUACCACAUACUUUGGUUCAUAGCGGAUGUCUUCUAUGUCAUGUAAGAUGCCCACGCCAGCACGUAAUCUUUCAAUACCGUUCCUAAAUAAAAAUUAUUAAAAUAAAAUCAAUAGCUCCAAGAUCUGAAGGAAGAAGGUUUAGUAUGAUAAAAUGGCAAUUAAUAUUUAGAUGAUUAUGAGUGAAGCACAUAUAUCUUGUGGCCUACCAUGCAAUCAUAAUGCCAUUAUCAGUGCACAGUCUGGGAGGAGGACACAACAAAGUGCACUGUGUUGCGUUUGUUAAAAUUUCCAGAGCUCCGUGGAUAUAGAAGUUACUUGCAACACCUCCAGAUGCAACCUGAAGGAAUUGAGAAAACCAAAAACGAUCACAUGGAUAUGAAUCAAGCUGUUAAUUAAACCUGGGGGGAAAAUAUCAGCAUUGUACAAUAAUAAACUAUCUCAUUUUGA
Callithrix jacchus (white-tufted-ear marmoset) is the source of this 14507-nucleotide messenger RNA. NCBI's taxonomy places the organism in Eukaryota, Metazoa, Chordata, Mammalia, Primates, Cebidae. The record is from RefSeq and is a predicted model, not a curated record.